Carassius auratus (goldfish) is the source of this 1770-nucleotide messenger RNA. RefSeq names its product family with sequence similarity 78 member Ba (gene fam78ba). The coding region runs from base 695 to 1552 and encodes 285 amino acids. The transcript has 2 exons. The record is from RefSeq and is a predicted model, not a curated record. NCBI's taxonomy places the organism in Eukaryota, Metazoa, Chordata, Actinopteri, Cypriniformes, Cyprinidae.
UUCGCUAUGGAUGCAAGGGAUGGAAACACACAAAGGAAAACACAAAAUUAGUCUAGUGAUGCCCAUGACAUGCAUUGCGUUUUUAGAAGUAGCACCCAAGUUUGCAUUGUAAAUCAGAUGCACUGAAUCCCUGCUUGGCCGGAUCCGUCUGUGUGUCGCUUCCCCCUUUUCAGAAGGAGCCGCAUCAACAAAAUGUUGGGUAGGUCGUUCACCUGGAGGAAAUAUAACCAGCGUACCCUCUCUAUGCAGCACCGGCUCCCUCUUCAACACUGACAUGCCCGAGCCCAGAAGGAAAUCCAGGAUCAGAGGGCUCAUAGCUACAGCUGGACGCGUGAACUGGAAGGAGGACGGGAAACAGGCGCACACCGGGUGUCCGAAUCGGUGGAGGCCGGAUCACAUCUGCUGGGGACGAGCAUCAAGGGCAGUGCGGCACUCCAGCGCUUCUAGAGCAGGCGACACGGAUCAUCCACACACCCUCACCUCCAAAACAGCACCGUAGUCCCGUUACACUUCUCCAUCGGUCUCAAAGAUGCGCUAGAACAACGCACGCGCGCGCGCGCUCUGAAAUGCAUCAAAACAUGUCGACAGCAGACAUGCUUUUCAGCGCUUCCACCCGAAGGGUUUAUCGAGAAAAUAUGGAGUUGGAAAUGAAGACGAGGGUCUGUCAGCGUUUCAAGGCGUGUAAAAAGUGCAAAUGAAUAUAUUGCUCAAAUAUAUCCUCCUUUUUCCGUCAUUGGCCACAUUGACACCCCUAAUAAGCAGGACCAUGGGUUGCAUUCAGAGCAUCGCCUGCAAGCCCCGCAUCCGACGGGAGAACAUAGUGGUCUAUGAGGUCUCAGCCUCCAUUGACCAAUGCCCGACCAUCAUUGAGGAGAAUUCGCCCAUUGUCCUGCGAUACAAGACCCCGUACUUCAGAGCAUCGGCCGGGAUCGUGAUGCCCCCGGUCCCCAGAAACGAAACAUGGACCGUGGGCUGGAUUCAGGCGUGCACCCAAAUGGAGUUUUUCAAUACAUAUGGUGAUAUUGGCAUGUCCAGCUGGGAAUUACCUGAGCUUCGAGAAGGACGGGUGAAGGCCAUAAGCGAUUCUGACGGCGUCAGUUAUCCCUGGUACGGUAACACCACCGAAACAGUGACCCUCUCAGGCCCCACGUCCAAGCCGUCCCGGCUAACGGUGAGUAUGAACGACAACUUCUACCCCAGCGUGACUUGGGCGGUGCCCAUCAGCAACAGCAACACGCCCAUGCUCACGCACAUCACCAGAGACCAGAGCUUCAUCACCUGGCUGGUGGCGCUAAACGCAGACACCAAAGAGCGUAUCGUUCUUCAGACGGUGCGCUGGCGUAUGCGUGUAGACAUUGAGGUGGAUCCUUCCAUGCCGCUUGGUUCUCGUGCCAAACUGAUGGGACGGCAGCACCAGGAACAGCCACACAUUCUCAGCAACAACGAGCCCAUCCCGCCCAACGCUCUGGGCAGGCCCAAUGCCAACGAUGCCCAGGUGCUAAUGUGGAGGCCCAGGAGAGGACAACCUCUGGUAGUGAUACCACCCAAAUAGGGGUGUCUUAAUAGUGCCUAUGGGACAUUGAAGGCUGCAUGCACUGUUUGGCCGUUGUGGAUUCCCAGUUUUGUUGGGUUUCUCAGUUGCUCUGAACUAGUCAGUGGAGAAGGGAAGUCUCUGCGUGCACCAUGAGGUUUAACUACCUUUACUUGGUCAGACAGCAAAUGAUCAAGAGUAACUAGUACUACAUGAACCCACUAGGUUUAAGGAAUAAU